AUUACAGGAAGAGCCAUCUGAACAGCCAUAUGGUUGUACACACUGGUGAGAAGAAUUUUAAGUGUGGAGAGUGUGGUAAAAGUUAUCCCAGAAAGGGCGAACUGAAGAGCCAUAUGGUUGUACACACUGGUGAGAAGAAUUUUAAGUGUGAAGAGUGUGGUAAAAGUUAUUCCAGAAAGGGCGAUCUGAAGAGCCAUAUGGUUGUACACACUGGUGAGAAGAAUUUUAAGUGUGGAGAGUGUGGUAAAAGUUAUCCCAGAAAGGGCGAUCUGAAGAGCCAUAUGGUUGUACACACUGGUGAGAAGAAUUUUAAGUGUGAAGAGUGUGGUAAAAGUUAUUCCAGAAAGAGCUAUCUGAAGAAGCAUAUGGUUGUACACACUGGUGAGAAGAAUUUUAAGUGUGGAGAGUGUGGUAAAAGUUAUCACAGAAAGGGCGAACUGAAGAGCCAUAUGGUUGUACACACUGGUGAGAAGAAUUUUAAGUGUGAAGAGUGUGGUAAAAGUUAUUCCGUAAAGCGCUAUCUGAAGAAGCAUAUGGUUGUACACACUGGUGAGAAGAAUUUUAAGUGUGGAGAGUGUGGUAAAAGUUAUUUCACAAAAACCCAUCUGAAGAGCCAUAUGGUUGUACACACUGGUGAGAAGAAUUUUAAGUGUGGAGAGUGUGGUAAAAGUUAUCCCAGAAAAGGUGAACUGAAGAGCCAUAUGGUUGUACACACUGGUGAGAAGAAUUUUAAGUGUGAAGUGUGUGGUAAAAGUUUUUCCAGAAAAGGUGAACUGACGAAACAUAUGUCUUUACACACUGGUGAGAAGAAUCUUACAUGAAAGUUGUGGGGAAAGAUCUUACAGAAAAUGAUGUGGAAAACUGUAUGGUCUUGCAUGCUGGUAGGAACUAUUUCAAGUAUAAAUACUGUAAUCGAUUAUAACAUGCUCUUCAAAUUCCUGGGGUUAGGUUCUCAAAAUGGCCACGAAUAACAUUUGCUGACCCUGGGGGAGGGGGCGGUACAUUUAUACUGUACUCAUGUGCAAAGAAAUUUAUAUUUCCUUUAUAUGUUUGCCUUUACGACAAAAACCUGGAACGUCAAUGUGGCAUUUAAAAACUCAUGCACUGUUAAACAAAUGUUAAACAAGAACUCCCCCAACAAGCAUUUAUAAGGUUUCUUGCAAGGAAUGUAAUAUGUUUUACU
Molecule: messenger RNA, 1183 nt
Organism: Homarus americanus (American lobster)
Lineage: Eukaryota; Metazoa; Arthropoda; Malacostraca; Decapoda; Nephropidae
Product: zinc finger protein 708-like
Exons: 2
Coding region: 30-821 (263 amino acids)
Biological process (GO): regulation of transcription by RNA polymerase II
Molecular function (GO): RNA polymerase II cis-regulatory region sequence-specific DNA binding; DNA-binding transcription factor activity
Source: RefSeq, a predicted model, not a curated record